AUGCUCUUUUCCAAAAUUUCCAGUGCUGGGCUACUCAGCACCUUCGUCCCGGGAGCCCCUCUCACCUCUCAGCGAAAGGCAAUCCAUCACAGCCGACGGGCCUCUCAAGUAUAUAAUUCAAAUUGGGCUGGAGCCGUGCUUAUUGGCAAUGGAUACACUUCUGUCUCCGGACAAAUUACAGUUCCUGCACCUCAACUUCCCAGUGGGGCCGAUUCCUUCACGAGCUACUGUGCUUCUGCCUGGGUCGGUAUUGACGGUGAUACCUGCUCUACGGUUAUCCUGCAAUCUGGCCUCGACUUUUGUGUACAAGGAAACAGUACUUCAUACAGUGCUUGGUAUGAAUGGUAUCCAGAUUAUGCUCAUGAUUUCAGCAAUAUCCAGAUCUCGGCUGGUAACGUGGUCAAUGUGAGCGUUGAAGCUACUUCAGUAAAUUCUGGCACUGUUGUUAUCGAAAACUUGUCUACGGGUACAUCUGUGAACCACACAUUCCCGCCCAACUUUAGUGGUAAACUUUGCGAGUUUAAUGCAGAAUGGAUUGUUGAAGACUUUUCAAUCAAUGGCGGCUUGGCACCUUUCGCCAACUUUGGCAGCGUCAUAUUCUCAAAUGCAGUCGCCUCUACUGGUGCAAACAGCUUCGGACGCCUGAGUGCUACCACCAUGGACAUUUAUCAGGACCAGGUCUUGACUUCAUCUUCUGUCACCAGUCAUGGCGUCAUUGUCAGUUACAUCUGA
This is a messenger RNA of Penicillium soppii, 732 nucleotides long. RefSeq names its product A4/G1 family peptidase. Gene Ontology annotation, biological process: proteolysis. Gene Ontology annotation, molecular function: glutamic-type endopeptidase activity. The coding region runs from base 1 to 732 and encodes 243 amino acids. The record is from RefSeq and is a predicted model, not a curated record. The transcript is spliced from 2 exons. NCBI's taxonomy places the organism in Eukaryota, Fungi, Ascomycota, Eurotiomycetes, Eurotiales, Aspergillaceae.